Messenger RNA from Notodromas monacha, 898 nucleotides. NCBI's taxonomy places the organism in Eukaryota, Metazoa, Arthropoda, Ostracoda, Podocopida, Cyprididae. The record is from the annotation of a GenBank genome assembly.
UAUUUUUCCAGAUUUCACAUAAAUAAGCAAAAAAAAAACCCGAUGCCAGGUUUGGGAAGAGUCCCCGGUGUGUCUGACGGCGUGAAACCCGUUGACGAUUCCCAACAUCGGGAACACCGAAAAAAGUCCGGCAUGAAAUCGAAAUCGCGCAAACUCCGUGUCGGAGGCAACUCGGCGGAAAUCAAGUCAUAUUUGGCAAAACUCAAAGACCUCGUCCCGUUCAUGCCCAAAGACAAGAAAGUCUCGAAGCUGGAAGUGAUCCACUGUGUAAUCGAUUACAUCUGUCAGCUCCAGUGCGAGUUGGAAGACCAACUGGCGUCUACGAGCGCCACGUUUCCAGUCCCAGCAAGAAGAAACUCCUUGUCCCCGAAACCGAACCCAUUGUCACCCGUGUCGAACCCACGCAGUCCUGCGAUUGAGCCAGUACAAAGUGCAUCGGACGACGCCGAUGCAAGUGAUAAAAGCCCGGAAUGCGCACCAUGAAAUGGACGGGGAAAGCUUUCUCUGAAUCUCCACGGAUUUGUUUCUUCUCAAAUUGUGUUGGCAUCUCCUUUUUUGGCCACCGAGUGGCCCAAUUUUUCACUUCGAUCCGUGACUGAGGUGUUCUGGCCACUCGCUAACGAGGGACUCCUUGAUGGUCAUGUACGUCAAAGCGUUUCUUCAAGUGGGACCCGUGAACACCGACUUUGCUUCGGGCGCAAUUGGAUUCCGAAGACAGAUUCUAAGUUACGUUUUUGUUGCAUCCAGCAUGACUGUGAUAUUUGAUAUAUUCACUCCAUUUUUAUUUCGCCGAAGACGGUCUAUGUCGUGAAAAGUGCAUACGGCCGAGCGAUGCCUGAUUUGUAUUGAAAUACCGACGCGAAAGGAAGUUUAUAUACAAGCAAAUUGCAUCCAUCAU